CAAUGGCGGCGCGCGGCAGGAGGAGGUGGUGUGURGCCACCGUCACGUGACCCCGCCGGGCCAAUCGAGCGGCGAGGGGCGUGGCCCGGCCGCUGUCAUGGCGGAUGGGGAGCGAUCGCCGCUGCUGCCGCCCGAGGCGGUGCCGGGGCCGGGCGGGGCCGGGGCCGGCGGAGGCGGGGGGGCGGGGCCCGGCGAGGCCCCGCCCCCUUACUCGCCUUUGGGCAGCCCCGAGGCAGUGGGGGCGGGGCCUCCGGCGGUCACGUGCCGCGUGUGCCAGCGGCCAAUCAGCGUCGAGGGCAAGACGCACCAGCACGUGGUGAAGUGCGGAGGGUGUGGCGAGGCCACGCCAAUCCGUACAGCCCCCGGCGGAAAGAAAUACGUGCGGUGCCCCUGCAACUGCCUGCUGGUGUGCAGGGCCUCGGCCCAGCGCAUCGCCUGCCCACGGCCAUACUGUAAGAGGAUCAUCAACCUGGGCCCGGUGCAGACAGGGGCUCCCAGCCCUGACCCGCCCCCAGGUGGGGUSCGCGUGGCCUGCGCCCACUGUGGGGGCCCAUUCCUGUGGGCGGAGCUUCCCGACCGCUCCCUGGCCCGCUGCCCCCACUGCCGCAAGGUGUCAGCGAUUGGCCGGCGGUUCCCGCGGCGACGCUGCCUCUGCUGCCUGCUGGGGGCGCUGCUGAUGGGCGGGGCCGCGGCAGGACUGGCGGCCGGGACGUGGUGGCUGUGGCGCCGGGCGCGGUGGGUGCCGGCGGCGUGGGCGGUGCUGGGGGCGGGGGCAGGGGCGUGUCUGCUGCGCGCGGCCUAUUGGGGCUGCGUGCGGGUCAGCCAGCCCCUCCCCCCGCGCACCUGACCACGCCCGCCCGGCGAGGACACGCCCACACGGAGAGACCACGCCCACACGGAAACGCUCCCUCGGGGCAGGACGGUGCUGCGGGACUCGCCCCGGCGGCGAUGGCGUCGCGCGGCCCCACCGCUCGUUCGCUGUUGAGCAAUUCAACCACUCCUGGCCCCGCUCCUUUCCCCCAGCAUGGCCUCGCCCCUCCCGCAUGCCUUGGGCCCCGCCCACUUGUACAUAAGCCCCGCCUCCUGUACAGCCCUAUUUAUUUAACGGCCAUGCCCACCAGAGGGGGCCUUGUAUGUAAAUAAACCCGAUAUCAAAGGAUUUCCCCCAAAAUCURCUUUUAUUAAAA
Messenger RNA from Malurus melanocephalus (red-backed fairy wren), 1187 nucleotides. It is a transcript of the gene PIP4P1, whose product is annotated as phosphatidylinositol-4,5-bisphosphate 4-phosphatase 1. Gene Ontology annotation, cellular component: late endosome membrane; lysosomal membrane; plasma membrane. The record is from RefSeq and is a predicted model, not a curated record. Gene Ontology annotation, biological process: phosphatidylinositol dephosphorylation. The transcript is spliced from 7 exons. The coding region runs from base 98 to 847 and encodes 249 amino acids. NCBI's taxonomy places the organism in Eukaryota, Metazoa, Chordata, Aves, Passeriformes, Maluridae. Gene Ontology annotation, molecular function: phosphatidylinositol-4,5-bisphosphate 4-phosphatase activity.